AUGACACCAUUACAAAAUCAUGAUCACGAAGGCCCUGAAAGAAAACAAUAUAACAACAACAAGGCUAACAAUGAGCCACAGCACCACGUUGAAGAAGACGAAUCAAAUGAAAGCACUAUGGGCGUGUCCAUGGCAACCAAAUCACCUGCUGCUGAUGGUAGUGAUCCCUAUUAUACUGAAGGAUGGCACAACCCAGGAUGGUUAAGCACACUAUCACUCUUUUUGGUCUCCUUUGGUGUCGUUGGAUUCAUGUUUUCGUGGGGUGCUUUUCAACAUUAUUAUCUUGAACAUGUCUAUGGCGGCCAAACCGAUUCAUUUCAUAUCGCAUUCGUGGGCACGAUUGCCUACAUGUUGAGUACGUCCUUGGGAUUGCCUAUGGGCUAUAUCAUUUACUACAUUGGCUAUCGACGUACCAUGAUGAUUGGUACCGUGCUUUGUCCUCUUGCCCUCUUUCUUGCCAGCGUUGCCAACGAGUUGUGGCAAACAGCUUUAUCACACGGUGUCAUGUACGGCUUAGGUGCCAGCUUUUGCGUCAGUGCAACGUUUGUUCUCCCAUCCCAAUGGUUCAUAAAAAGGCGUUCCUUAGCAAAUGGCAUAGGGAACAUGGGCGUACCAGCUGGCGGCAUAUGCUUCUCACCCCUAACCCAAUACCUUCUCGAUACACUUGGGCAUCGAAAUGCAUUACGAACGAUGGCGUGCAUUUUGUUUGUGGUUUUCUCUCUGGCCACCAUUCUCAUCAGAGCCAGGUAUCCUCCAAAGCCCCCACAGUAUCGAGCUGGUGUUGAUGAUGAACAAGAUAAAAAGGCAAACACAACAAGAUCCCCUUUACUCAGUACGCCCUUUAUUCUUUUCUUGGUGUUCCUAGCACUAGCCCCAUUCGGCUACCUGAUACCCUUCUAUUUGAUGCCAACCUAUGCAACUCAAGCGCUUGGGGCAAGUGGCUCUCUUGGUGCUGCCAUGGUGUCAGUGGCAUCAGCAAGCAAUUGCAUCUCACGCCUUGUAUGGGGAUUUGCAGCUGAUCGAUAUGGUAACAUGAACACGCUCAUUUUUACAACUGGCGUCUCGGGGGCUUUGACGAUGGUGUUAUGGCAAUUAUCCAGCACUUUGCCCAUGUAUACUGUAUACUGCCUAUUGGUCGGAUUCUCAGCGGCCAUGUAUAUGAGUUUGAUGCCAUCCAUUGUUGCUUCCUUGGUGGGUAUGGAUUAUCUAUACACGGGUGCCAUGUUAUCAUGGAUGAUUGCAGCUAUCGGUGGAUUACUGGGAACACCUGUUUUCAUGAAACUACAAGCAUCCAUCGGUUGGACAGGCGCAAUCCAGCUCGCAGGCGGCUCAAGCAUAUUCGCAACCCUGUGUCUGGUUGCUGCACGAUUAUGGGUAGAUCGAAGAAUCAUAAGCAAACUGUAA
This is a messenger RNA of Lichtheimia ornata, 1404 nucleotides long. RefSeq lists its product as uncharacterized. Gene Ontology annotation, cellular component: fungal-type vacuole membrane. The record is from RefSeq and is a predicted model, not a curated record. Bases 1 to 1404 code for a protein of 467 amino acids. Gene Ontology annotation, molecular function: transmembrane transporter activity. Lineage: Eukaryota; Fungi; Mucoromycota; Mucoromycetes; Mucorales; Lichtheimiaceae. The transcript has 2 exons. Gene Ontology annotation, biological process: transmembrane transport.